Molecule: messenger RNA, 819 nt
Organism: Fopius arisanus
Lineage: Eukaryota; Metazoa; Arthropoda; Insecta; Hymenoptera; Braconidae
Product: IQ domain-containing protein G-like
Exons: 5
Coding region: 1-807 (268 amino acids)
Biological process (GO): cilium organization
Cellular component (GO): cytoplasm; motile cilium
Molecular function (GO): protein binding
Source: RefSeq, a predicted model, not a curated record
AUGCUGUGUAAAUUGGAGCGAGACAGCUCGUACGUUCGGGAGCUUAUGGAUAAAGUAAAAACAGAAGUGCAAGAAAAAGGCACAUACACGGGGUUGAUAAACCUAAUCCACCAGACCAUCGAAAAAACAACCGAAGAGAACAACAUGAUCCUGAGCCACAUCGCUGGUGAAAAUGCGGUGAAAGACCUGAAGAAAAAGCUCUCACAAGAAAUAAUGGAAAACGAGGAAGAGAUGUCGACCCUUCGCAGACAACUGAACAAUCUAAAAGAUGAAAAACAAAAAAUUGAAUUGAAAAUAAACCGUGAAACUGGAUACACGAGUGCCUGGGAAGCAGCCCAAUGCGAGGAGAAUACGAAACGCUGUAACAUCACACUGGAGUACCUAAGAACAUCCCUGAAAGAUAUCCUAAUCCUGAAGAAAAACGAGUGUAGAGUUGCUCGUGAAAUCGAGGCAUUUCUCAAACAAAAUAUCGCUUUCAACGUGAAAGCUACGGACAACUGGGCGAAAAGGUAUGACCGAGAAAUGCAAAUGUACAGCAAUAGAAAUAAUCAACUGCGAGAAGACAUCGAGAGUAGACGCUCCACUCUUCAGGAACUCGAGGCAAAGUACAGUGAGAGACAGCUGUUUAUUGAGCAGUAUCUCGCAGAAAAAGAUGCUGCCAGAAUUCUCAGGGAGAUGGAGGAGUAUAAAAAGUAUUCGGCCAUUCUGAUACAAUCUUGGUGGAGAGGAGUUAUGGUCAGAAGAAAACUUGGACCCUAUCGGCCGGAUGAGAAGAAGAAGAAGAAGCCAGUGAAAGGGAAAAAAUAAUUUAUCAUUCGA